AUGGCAGCACCGGUUUACGACGCGAUUGUGUUGUUUGGUGACUCGAUAACACAAGCUGGCUGGACUGAUAGCGCGUUUGGCGCUAAAUUAGCAAACGUCUACUCUCGCAAACUGGAUGUCCUUAACAGAGGGCUAGCGGGAUACAACACAACAUGGGCAUUGCCAGUCUUGGAGCAGUGCUUAGAGCGCGGUCCCCAGAGAUCGAAAACUCGGCUCAUCGUCAUCUGGUUCGGUGCCAACGACGCUUGCAUCAAGCCCUCUGUCCAGCACGUCCCUCUGGUUGAAUUCAUCGCCAACAUAAAGCAAAUGGUUCGGCUCGUACAAGAGGCAGAUCCGGAAACCAAAGUGAUUUUGAUAACUCCACCACCUGUGAACACACAGCAAAGAAAGGAAGACCUCGAGAGUAGGGAGCCUCCAAUAAUGACUAUAGACAGGGACUUUGAGGUGACACAACAAUAUGCUGGCGGCGUCUUGAAGGCUGGAGCAGACUGCAAUGUUCCAGUGGUUAAUGUUUGGGUCGCACUGUGGCAGGCCGCAGGUAACAAAGAAGACGGACUGAGAGUUUACUUGUCAGAUGGAUUGCACCUCACGAGGGCGGGCUACGAGGUCGGUCUUGAUGAUAGUCCGACAAAAGAGGCUGAUCAGAGAACAAUAAAGGUCGUUUAUGACGCGUUGUUAGAGAGGAUACGCGCGUCUCAUGGCGAAUUGGACCCAGAAAAAUUGCCCUCUGUGUUUGCUAACUGGACGGAGAUGAGUGCCUGA
Molecule: messenger RNA, 762 nt
Organism: Mycena indigotica
Lineage: Eukaryota; Fungi; Basidiomycota; Agaricomycetes; Agaricales; Mycenaceae
Product: GDSL lipase acylhydrolase family protein
Exons: 3
Coding region: 1-762 (253 amino acids)
Biological process (GO): lipid metabolic process
Molecular function (GO): lipase activity
Source: RefSeq, a predicted model, not a curated record